Molecule: messenger RNA, 2926 nt
Organism: Wyeomyia smithii (pitcher-plant mosquito)
Lineage: Eukaryota; Metazoa; Arthropoda; Insecta; Diptera; Culicidae
Gene: gammaSnap1
Product: gamma-soluble NSF attachment protein
Exons: 6
Coding region: 314-1276 (320 amino acids)
Biological process (GO): intracellular protein transport
Cellular component (GO): vacuolar membrane; SNARE complex
Molecular function (GO): soluble NSF attachment protein activity; syntaxin binding
Source: RefSeq, a predicted model, not a curated record
UCACAUACUUCACAUUCGACUGUAGAGAUGCUUACACAUUUUUUAAAUAAAAAAGAUACCCAAUGAAGAAAGUGAGAACACCAAUGCUUAUAAUGGUAUAAAAUAUAAUGUUCGCUGCAUAAGCUUUCAAUCGUGUGCCCCCUAGUUAAGUAGCGAAAAUCUCAAAACUUCGAUUUAUCACUGUGUGUAAUUUGCAUGUACUGAAGGAAGCAGAAAGACUCCUUUCUUCUUGUGGUGCUUAAAACUAAUUUGUUCAGUAUUUCAUUGGCGAACCAUAAAAAGUGAUAAGAACUUUAAAUCUAUAGCCACAACAAUGUCUAGCAAAAUUGAAGAAGCUCAGGAACACAUUCGUCAGGCUGAAAAAUGCUUAAAAACAUCACUGCUAAAAUGGAGGCCUGAUUUUGAUGUGGCAGCUGACGAAUAUAAUAAAGCUGCAAUUUGUUUCCGGAAUGCAAAAGCUCUGGACCAGUGCAAGGAAUGUUUACUGAAAUCGUCCGACUGUCAUAAGCAGAAUCGUGCUAUCUUCCAUGCGGCUAAGUGUCUGGACCAGGUGAUCCUAAUCUGCAAGGAUAUGAACAACUUGGCGGAGGUUCGCAAGUACGCGGAGAAAGCUUGCCAUCUCUACCAGCAGCAUGGAUCGCCCGAGUCUGGAGCUUCGACGCUGGACAAAGCGGCAAAGAUACUAGAACCCACGCAUCCCGAAGAUGCACUGCAGUUGUACAGGCAAGCUGUGGAUGUGGCUACGAUUGAAGAUUCGACAAGACAGGGUGCCGAGUAUGCUAGCAAGGUUGCCCGUAUCAUGGUGAAACUAGGAAUGUACGAUCAAGCAGCGGAUGCCAUUCGACGUGAAAUUGGUUUGCAUCAGCAAGUUGGAUCGGAGGCGGCUAUCGGUCGGCUGGCAGUUGUGCUGGUACUGGUUCAACUUGCUCGAGGCGAUUAUGUUGCCGCCGAGAAGGCAUUCAAGGAAUGGGGUAACUGUUGCGAUGUAGCUGAGGUACAAACGUUGGAAUCAUUGCUUCAGGCGUAUGACGAUGAAGAUCCCGAGUUGGCAGCCCGUGCUUUGGCUUCACCAUUUAUCCGACAUAUGGAUAUUGAGUAUGCACGAUUAGCUCGAGAUUUACCGCUACCGAAGGGCGUUGCCAUUGCGCCUAAAGCAAACGUUAUUGAAAAUGCUGCUGCCUCAUACAUUUCACCCAAUAGCGGAGGCUUCGCUGAGGGAGGUAAGGCAGACACUGGGAUUGGACUCGAUGACGAAGAUGAAGGUGGACUGUGUUAGUUUGUGUUUUCAGUCCAGGAUGAACGAGUUUUAUUGUGUGAGAGAUGCGAAGGUACUAUUAUUGUUUGUAUCGAUAGGUAUAUUUAUCUUGAAGUAUAUAGAUUUAACUUUCCAGAGCUCUUGGUAUGUAUAAACGCAUUUUGUUAAGACUUUUAAGUUAAGAUAAGAUAAAAAUAAACUCUGUCACAAUUAACUUUCAGCAGAAAGCUUUAUCAAAUGCUUCUAGUCCUGAUGUACAGUCUUAGAUUAAGCGUUUUCACUACAUGAUAUGAAUUAUUGAUUGAAUCUUAUAAAAAAAUAUUGCCGCCAGCAUUUUAGAAGACCUGCAAAAACACGUGCUAACAAUUUCAAAUACUAGAAAAAAGAUACAUCUGUAUAUGUAGAACACUUUGCACAUGUUGCACAUGUAACAUGUUUUUUGUACAAUGAAAAUUCGUACCGCCGUAUAAAGCUUUGUAAAUGGAAAAAAAAAUCUCGGAGAAAAAUUUAAAUGCGCAAAAGAUAGAAAACUUGUUUAAGUAAAGAGUACGACCAUUAUCCUGAGCCCAAAAAUAUUUUUCUUGGUAUAUUAUCCAAAAGCAAUGUUUUAUGACACCUUCAACAACUAGGGUGAAAUUACUGGAUAGAAAGGAAUCAAUCUGCUGAAAUUUAAUUGAAAAUAAUUCACUUGAAUCAAAGGUAGCUGAAUUCUUUAUUUUGAAAUUGACUUAAGCCAUUUUGUUUUAUCUAUCUAGCUUUGUAUCAACAAAACUACCAAGGUAUAAUUAGUUUAGGAUAAACUUGUAGGUCUCCUACUUCGAAACGAUUUUAUUUAGUGAAGGGAUAUUUUAUGACCUUAAGCACUGUUCAUUUGCUAUUUCUUUCGUUUUGCGAAUAAAAUGUUUUAUUUUUUUCACCAGUCGACUACAGAUAUUCGAUAUAGUUUACUGUUAGGCCAGUGAUCGUGUAAUGUUUUUUUUAAUAUACCUUACUCACAGCUGCGAUGAGAAAUUCUCACGCCUGCGUUAGUCGCAUAAGUUAGAACAAAAAAAAAUUGAAAAUAUGCAAGCGUAAAAAAGUUGGUUCCAUUUCAACUGCAUUUUUCCAGAUGGCCUUAAGUUAAAAUCAUGUUUUGAUAACAUAACCGCUUUCAACUGUAGAUAAAAGGGUGUGAACAGAUUCCUCGACAGUGCACGUUAUUGAGCAAAACGCGAUCCCAAACCAUUUCCCUAUUCGAUUACUUGCAUGAGAAGUUAUAUAAGAAAAUGUUUGAAAAUUUUGAAGCCAAGCUGUUUUCUCGACAAGUCAAUACCAGUUUUAUUCAAAUAACUGUUUUUCGUAAACGAUGCCGGCAUUCUCACUCGCAUAACAACCUUCAAUCAUUUAUUUCACCUUAUCGUGAAUGGCAGUAGACAGCCUUCAACUGACUAAAUGAAUAUUAAAAAAACUGUCUAAAAUCCCCUUCUAUUAAAGUUAAUAUAAUAACUGCUAGAUAACAGUAACGGUAUAGUAUACAUACAGAUAUCAGGAGGAUGUGCAGAUUAUAAGAUUUGGCUUGAAGCAUGUUCAAGGAGUGGUUAAACACAUUAACGAAACACGUACGUACUACUAAAGAAUAUUAAACCAUGUUGACGCAUUCAAUUGUAAUGAAAAUAAAUUUGAUGAAACAUA